CUUUGUAAUAGACGCAAAGGACCGUCUUGGGGUCUGGAACUGGAUUAGCUUUGUUUUCUUGGUCCUGGGAAAGGAAAAGGGGAGCAUAGCGGCGGGAUAUACGACUGCCGACAUUGAACCUGAAGCCUUAAUUGGUGGUGUCGACGAGCACAGCGACGUGGUAAAAGGCAGUAACGACGAGUCACACUCAGCGAACCUUGCUCUUUAUGGGACACUCAGCAAAUUAUGGGUCGCAAACAUUGACUCGAGCCAAGUCGUCACCACGGACGUUUACACUUACAUCAGUGUGAUCGUCGAAGUGAUCAAUGAGGGUCUUCCUCGUGCAUCUUGGCUCAUCAUCGGUGAUAAGGCAUCCCGUAGUAUCUCUUCAAGACUCCAAUUGUCCUAUACUUUGAUCGGUGUUCAGAUGAUUCUGGGUACAUUACUCUCGGUGAUCUUUCUGGGGGCAUCGACCCGACUUGCGGUCCUCUUUGUACCCUCUGCCGUUCGAGAUGCAUCUCUCAAAUACGUUCGUAUUUCCGCCUUCUCCGCAUUGGCAUCCGCAAUGGAGUAUUCCGUGUCGUUAGCCACUCGUGCCCUGGAUCGACCAGACGUUCCGCUUUUGAUCAGCUCUGUCAAAUUUCUCAUCAACAUUAUACUCGACUUGCUACUCAUCUCAAAAGUCCAUGUUCGUGGAGUGACACCCACCGUCAAUAUGCAGGCUGUCAUACGGCUCUGCUGUGAUCUGACCGCAUCCUUUGUUGGCCUCCUCUACUUUAUGUACCGCAACAAACAGGUCCGUAGGCGCGUAGAAGAUGAGACGAUUAGGCCAUCCUUCUCCGCUCUCAAAGUAUUAGCUCGGCCAGGUGUUUUUACUUUUGCAGAGUCGGCAGUUAGAAAUGCACUUUACCUCUGGUUGGUGCACGGAAUCAUCAGCAUGAGUGCCGACUAUGCAACUGCAUGGGGAGUGUUCAAUACAAUAAGGUGGGGUCUGGUUAUGGUUCCCGUCCAAGCAUUGGAGGCGUCCAGCUUGGCUUUUGUUGGGCAUAGGUGGGGCUCAUGGCGAGCGAGCAAGGGGCCAGAUGAUCGAAGUGCAAAAAUGACAAGAGAAGAGCUUCUCAGAAUCGUAGAGCCAGCCUUCAAGUCCGUUGGUCUGGCUUUGGUAGUCGAAGUCCCUCUCUGUAUCUUCUUCUCUAUAUGGGGUGCCAAAUCAUUUGCAUUCUAUCUCUCCGAAUCUGAUGCAGUGGCGAAAAUUACUGUUGGCAACGAUACUACUCGCGACGAUUCCUCGGUGGUAUCUCUACCAGAGCCUGGGCUCAAACUUGCUUUGGGUCCUGCCAUGGGCUAUCGCCGUGGAGAAGAUCAAAAUGACUGCCGACAACGCAUGGAACGGCGAAGACGCAUUCGGCACAUCCGGAGCACCGAACCAACAUCGCACAAGUUGGGUAGCGUAGAACGUCAGGAGGCCGUCAUCAAGUAUGCCAUAGAUAGUGCCCGCAGGCAACCAGCUAGAAGAAUAGCAUCGUACACCAUCCUAGUCGCUUUCAUCACCGUCUUCUUGAUCCUCGGGUUCGGGAGUGGAUACUCCAAAGACUGGGAAAACAUUGAGCUUGGUCUUUCAAAAGACUUCCCGAACUUUGAGCGGAUACCGGGUGAUGGAAUACGGACCAUAGCGGGAGAAGAAUUACGAGAAACGCGCCAUAAGCGGUUCAUCGUCGUUGGAGAUAUCCAUGGGAUGCACAGCAGCUUCAAGAAAAUUCUGUCUUCUGUGUCUUACUCUGAAUCAUCCGACUAUCUGAUACAUGUCGGCGAUUUGGUGGCCAAAGGCCCCUCAUCACCCCAAGUUCUAAACAAUCUAUCCCAGACAAAUGUCACCGGUGUGAGAGGAAAUCACGAUCAGAAGGUUAUCGAAUGGAGGGCCUGGAUCGAGUGGGUCCAAUCUCACAAAGGCGGAAGAGCUUGGCUCCGUGACAUGGAAUCAAAGACACCGGAAGAGCUCGACGAUCUCAAGCGUAAAUCAAAUAAGCGCAAAUGGAAGAUCCCAGAUG
This is a messenger RNA of Acaulospora colombiana, 2027 nucleotides long. The record is from the annotation of a GenBank genome assembly. NCBI's taxonomy places the organism in Eukaryota, Fungi, Glomeromycota, Glomeromycetes, Diversisporales, Acaulosporaceae.